This is a messenger RNA of Penicillium longicatenatum, 819 nucleotides long. RefSeq lists its product as uncharacterized. Gene Ontology annotation, molecular function: oxidoreductase activity, acting on the CH-OH group of donors, NAD or NADP as acceptor. NCBI's taxonomy places the organism in Eukaryota, Fungi, Ascomycota, Eurotiomycetes, Eurotiales, Aspergillaceae. The coding region runs from base 1 to 819 and encodes 272 amino acids. The transcript is spliced from 5 exons. The record is from RefSeq and is a predicted model, not a curated record.
AUGUCCACGUCUUCCUAUCUCAUAACUGGCGCCAGUCGUGGUCUUGGGUUCGAGUUCGUUCGGCAGCUUGCUCAGGACCCAAAGAAUACAGUCAUUGGCCUCGUUCGCAACAAGGCUGCAGCUGAGGCCAAGGCCAAGGAACAAGGGCUUCAUAAUGUUCACAUGGUUGAGGCUCAGUACACCGAUUUAGCAUCACUAAAAAAAGCUGCAGAAGUUGUCAAAGGUAUUACCAACGGAGGGUUAGAUUAUCUAGUGAAUAAUGCCGCUAUCGUCUCGCAUAUCAGCGAAUGGAAAACAUUGGGUGACUUUGACGACGAUUUCGAGACGAUGGAAAGAGACAUUCGGGAAUCGCUGGAAAUCAACCUGCUGGGAGCUAUAAAGAUAAUACAUGCUUUUCUUCCUUUAGUCCGCAAUGGCAGGGAGAAAAAGUUGAUUACCAUCUCCACCGGUAUGGCCGAUAUCGACCUGAUAAAUGCGACAGAAGUGGCCUUCGGUAGCCCUUACGCCAUCAGUAAGGGGGCUAUCAAUAUCGCCAUGGCCAAGUACAACGCUCUUUACAACAAGGAUGGUAUUUUGUUCCUCGCCGUUAGCCCCGGAUACGUGUCAACCGAGCGGAACAUAGCUGAGGCAGCUCCGGCAGAUGCUGACAAGGCCGCUGUCCUUGUGGGCAAAUUCGCCGAGUAUGCGCCGCACUUCCAGCGGCCCCUGACACCCCAGGAAUCCAUAAAAGCUGUCCUUGCAGUCAUGCAUAAAGCUUCGAUCGCGAAUGGAGAUGGCGGUGCGUUUAUCUCGCAUCUAGGAAACAAACAGUGGUUGUAA